Candidula unifasciata is the source of this 1191-nucleotide messenger RNA. Lineage: Eukaryota; Metazoa; Mollusca; Gastropoda; Stylommatophora; Geomitridae. The record is from the annotation of a GenBank genome assembly.
AUGGCCGAGUCCACAGACCUCAGCCUGUUUAAUGUUAACUCAAAGCAACAGAUGACGGUCUGGGAAAAUGGGACUGGGGUAGAACAGGUACAAUCUACAGAUGCAUGGUUCAACAUCAACACUACCACACCAGAGACUCACAUCCAAGGUCUGGCCGCCUCGUUGCCCAUCAUUGUCGUCCUAUCCGUGCUGUUCUUUAUCAUUGUAGUUGUUGGUAUUGUCGGCAACUGUUUGGUGGUGGUUGUAAUCGUGAAAGACGUCAAGAUGCGGCAGUCAGUCACCAACUUGCUCAUCAUCAACCUGGCCCUAGCUGACCUCACCAUAAUGUUGCUGGGGAUCCCCGAGAUAAUCCUGUUCAUGGUCAACCGUGGCUGGUUGCUGGGAUCGGUUGCUUGUCACGUGAAUCGCUUCAUCAUGGUGGCGUCCCUUUACUCAUCGGUGAUCUCCCUUGCUGUGUUAUGCAUUGAGAGGUUUAUAGGAAUUGUCUUUCCCUUGAAAGUCAAUGAACUUUGCACCAGGAAAAAGACCAUAAUCUCCAUCAUCAUCAUUUGGACAGUGUCCAUCUUCUGUGGCUUGCCCGUGGCCAUCUUCAACCAGACAGUCCCAACAGCACCAAAUAUCAAACACUGUCUGACAGUGUUUCCAGACAACAACCUUUCGCAGUUGUACAUUAUCUACAAGUACUCAGAGUCCGUCUUGUUUUAUUAUCUUCCCAUGGUCAUUCAGAUCAUCCUGUAUUCCAUCAUCGCAAAGCGGCUCUACGCCAGCAAUGACGAGCUCAGUAAUCAGUUCAAAAUGAGAUCAACUUGCAACCGUCGCUAUGAUUCCAUCAGCGAUACCAUGAAGGCUCGCCGCGGAGUCGUAAAGAUGUUGAUUGCCAGCGUACUUCUAUACUUCAUCAGCUAUUCCCCGAUACAAGUGCACAUCAUCUACAGUACAUUUGCUCGUUCCUCCUUUCUAGAGAGCUGGGACUUUUUCGUCUUUGUGAUGAUCGUAACCCAUACCAACUCUGCAGCGAACCCACUUCUAUAUGCCAUUUUCAGCCAGAACUUUAGGCGCCAUUUCAUCCGCUGUUUGUGCUCGUGCUGUUCACGUCAUCAAUACGCCAGAACGAGGCUGGACUCUCAAGAUUCCCGCCAUAUAUCCACGCGCUCGUCUACAACCAGUAAAACUUAUGUAUCCAGACUUUGA